AUGACGUUGGCAAAAUUCAAAACCGAGGCUCUUCAAGGCCUAUGCACUCAAGAGCAACUCGAUCUCUUGGACUCCAUCGACACACUCCGAUCGCAGGGCAUCAGCCUCAAUGUCUCUCUCCCACAGAUAAUAGUCUGUGGAGACGAAUUGUUCGGAAAGAGCUCUGUUCUCGAAACUAUUUCUGUGUCUCUUUUCCCCGAGGCGGAGCAGCAUUCGCUUGGCAGCUUCUGCGGCAAUGGGCAUAUCAAUCUACGAAGAAAAUUCUCAAAUUAUCUCUUGGGGGUUGAAGUCUCGGGCCCGGAUAGGCCACAUCUCACGAUUGCCGAUCUUCAGGGCCUCUUUCACUCUGAAACACGCCAACAGUCGGCAGCAGAUGUUCAGUUGGUUCAGGACGUGAUUCAGUCGUACAUGAAAGAACCACGUGGUGUCAUUCUUGCUGUUCUAUCUGCAAAAAAUGACUUUGCGAACCAGAUCAUCCUACGUUUAGCGCGGGAUUCUGAUCCAUCCGGGGUCCGAACUCUCAGCGUUAUCUGCAAGCCUGACGUACUGGUACCGAGAUCUGAGAGUGAAGCUUUAUUGGCUUUGCUUGCUAAGAAUCAAGAGGUGGAGUUAUGUCUAGUUGACUCAUUGAGAACGUGUGUUAGCGGCCUGCUUCUUGGCCAGGUUGCAAGUGAGCUUCCUAGCUUCGUCGGCGAGAUCAAUGCGAAGGUCCGCUCCUGUCAGGUGCAGCUUCAGAAACUCGGCGACCCUCGGGCAACUGCGAAUGAAAAAAGGUCAUAUCUUUUGCAUGUCAGUCAAGGUUUUCAAUCCCUCAAUCCCUUACCAGAGCAGCCGUGGACGGCAUUUACAACGAGCCUUUUUCCGGCGACCUGA
Messenger RNA from Penicillium cosmopolitanum, 873 nucleotides. RefSeq lists its product as uncharacterized. The record is from RefSeq and is a predicted model, not a curated record. Bases 1 to 873 code for a protein of 290 amino acids. The transcript is spliced from 3 exons. Lineage: Eukaryota; Fungi; Ascomycota; Eurotiomycetes; Eurotiales; Aspergillaceae. Gene Ontology annotation, cellular component: cytoplasm; microtubule; membrane. Gene Ontology annotation, molecular function: GTP binding; microtubule binding; GTPase activity.